Molecule: messenger RNA, 3303 nt
Organism: Elaeis guineensis (African oil palm)
Lineage: Eukaryota; Viridiplantae; Streptophyta; Magnoliopsida; Arecales; Arecaceae
Product: alpha-amylase 3, chloroplastic
Biological process (GO): carbohydrate metabolic process
Molecular function (GO): alpha-amylase activity; calcium ion binding
Source: RefSeq, a predicted model, not a curated record
UCGGAGGCUUCUUUUAAAUGAGCUCCACGUAAAGGUCACUUGAAAAUGCUCUGCCCUUUUGAUCAGCGUUCACGUUCUACACCAUCUUUGCUUAGUUAUUAAGCGGACAUAUCUUCAUCUCUCUCGUCUCGUCUCUCCUCUGCGUCUCUCCCUUUCCAUCCGAGCUCUCUUCCCGUCUAUAAUGUCGAUCGUCCGGUUGCGGCCGGUCCUCCACCUGCCUCCCAGAGAAAAGCCUAGGUUUCCUCCCCACGAGCUGAGGAGAUUGAAGGUCCUUUGCCCGAUCCGCUACCCCAAACUCGUCUUCCGGGCUUCCAGAGGACUCUCCAACAACUAUGCUCGAAAGGCUCUUCGGAUCGUGAGGGCGGGGUUGGCCCCGACACCGUCUCUCGCCGACGCCGCGGAGACCGAGGUGUUGUUCUCGGAGACGUUUUCCUUGAAGCGGACCCAAACGGUCGAAGGGAAGUUAUCGGUGAGAUUGGAUCCGGCGGAGGGUGAGGGAUCGAGAUGGCGGCUGGCGGUGGGGUGUAAUCUGGAAGGGAAGUGGAUUUUGCACUGGGGAGUCACCUAUUGCGAUGAUCUCGGAUGUGAAUGGGAUCAACCUCCUCUGGAGAUGAGACCUCCUGGCUCGAUUCCCAUCAAGGAUUAUGCAAUUGAAACACCCUUGAAGAAAUCUUCAUCUGCUUUGGAGGGACAGAUACUUCAUGAAGUGCAUAUUGAUUUUGAUAGUAAUAGUCCAAUUGCAGCUAUUCAUUUUGUUUUGAAGGAAGAGGAAACAGGAGCAUGGUUUCAGCACAAGGGUAGGGACUUCAGAAUUUCCUUGAAGGAUUUUAUUGAAGAGGACAAUGCUUCCAAUGGAAAGCAAGGAUUCGGCAUAUGGCUAGGUACUUUUGAUCAGAUAUCUAGCUUACUGGUGAAAGCUGAGGGAUCUAGUUCUAAACCCCAGGAGACUGUUGGUGAAGCCAAAGUUACUAAGCAGCAGAAUGGGCACAUUCAAGCAUUUCAUGAAGAAUAUUCUUUGUUGAAAGAAGAGUUUCUUCAGAAUUUUAUGACAGUUACUGUAAGGAAAAGUGAUGAGUCAGACAAGAAUAUAGUGCAAUUUGACACCGAUGUACCUGGUGAUGUUGUUGUUCACUGGGGAGUCUGCAGGGAUAAUGGCAAGAAAUGGGAAAUCCCACCACCUCCUCAUCCUCCAGCAACCAAAAUUUUUCGGCAUAAGGCUCUUCAAACUUUGUUGCAGCCAAAAACAAAUGGCCUUGGUAGUCGGGGGUUGUUCUUGCUGGAUAAAGGAAUAUCAGGUGUUCUUUUUGUGCUCAAGCUUAACGAAUCCACAUGGUUGAAUAAUAUGGGAACAGAUUUCUAUGUCCCCUUCACAAGUGCAAGUAGUUCAUCCAUUCAGGCCUGUCAGGAUAGUACUGCAAACAAACAGCUAACAUGGACACAGCCUCAAGACAUGAGACAUGGCCAAGCACAGGAUAUUAUAAAUGAACGUUCUGAAGCAAGUUUUAUUCAAAAAUCCAAAACUGGGGUACCUGAAAAUUCCUCAAAUAAUGGGGAGACAAAUCAAGCAGUUGAUCAUGCUGCGUAUACUGAUGAAAUAAUUUAUGAAAUAAGGAAUUUAGUAACUGAUAUAUCAUCUGGAAAACGUAAGGGCACAAAAAGUAAAGAAGCACAGGAAAACAUCCUCCAAGAAAUUGAAAAAUUGGCUGCAGAAGCUUAUAGCAUCUUCAGAAGCUCCAGUCCAAAUUUUGUGGAGGAAUCUGUCUUUGGUGUUGAAUCUUUGAAGCCUGGUGUAAAAUUAUGUUCAGGGACAGGCUCUGGAUUCGAAAUACUAUGCCAAGGAUUUAACUGGGAAUCUCACAAAUCAGGAAGAUGGUAUUCUGAGCUCAGUGCAAAGGCCAAGGAAUUAUCUUCAUUGGGAUUUACAGUUAUAUGGUUGCCACCGCCUACUGAAUCUGUAUCACCUGAGGGCUACAUGCCAAAGGAUUUAUAUAAUCUGAAUUCCAGAUACGGAAACAAGGAAGAACUGAAGGACAUUGUGAAAAGGUUUCAUGAAGUGGGCAUUAAAGUUCUUGGUGAUGUUGUCUUAAAUCAUCGAUGUGCUCACGAUCAGAAUCAGAAUGGUGUCUGGAAUAUUUUUGGUGGUCGUCUGAAUUGGGAUGACCGAGCUAUUGUUGCUGAUGAUCCACAUUUCCAGGGCAGAGGCAACAAGAGUAGUGGAGAUAAUUUCCAUGCAGCACCAAACAUUGACCAUUCUCAGGAAUUUGUGAGGAAUGAUCUCAAAGAAUGGCUUUGCUGGUUGAGAAGAGAAGUUGGAUAUGAUGGAUGGAGAUUAGAUUUUGUCCGAGGGUUUUGGGGUGGUUAUGUAAAAGACUACUUGGAAGCAAGUGAACCAUCUUUUGCAGUGGGCGAGUUUUGGGACUCUCUCAGUUAUACAUAUGGUGACAUGGACCAUAAUCAAGAUGCUCACAGGCAGAGAAUCAUUGAUUGGAUAAAUGCCACAAAUGGAACUGCUGGUGCCUUUGAUGUCACUACUAAAGGAAUCCUUCACACUGCCUUGGAAAAAUGUGAGUAUUGGCGAUUGUCUGACCAAAAGGGGAAACCGCCUGGGGUUGUAGGUUGGUGGCCAUCUCGUGCUGUUACAUUUAUAGAAAAUCAUGAUACUGGCUCUACUCAGGGUCAUUGGAGAUUCCCAUCCGGUAAGGAGAUGCAAGGAUAUGCCUACAUCCUGACACAUCCUGGCACGCCUGCAGUUUUUUAUGACCACAUCUUCUCUCACUAUCAACAAGAAAUUUCUAGACUAAUCUCACUAAGACAUCAAAAGAAGAUUCACUGCAGGAGUACGGUAAAGAUAACCAAGGCAGAGAGGGAUGUGUACGCAGCUGAGAUUGAUGAGAAGAUUGCAGUCAAAAUUGGGCCAGGACAUUACGAACCAUCAAACAGUCCCAAGAAAUGGGUUUUGGCUGCUGAAGGAAAAGAAUACAAGGUGUGGGAGGCAUCUUGAACUGUGUGCAGCGUCAACUCUUACCAAAUUAUUUGUUCAUAAUUGAUUUUAAAGUUUAUAUCGAAUGUUAUAUAAGGAAAAUAAUAUGUAUUAUUAGCAUAAGGAGUGGUUCCCAGCUGGAGUCCCAGAUAGAGCUGAUGUAUCAAUAAAGCCUUAAAAUUCAAUUAUUGCCACUAAGAGUCCUGGAAAACAUGUGUAAGGUAUCACUGUAUUAAUAAUUACAUUUGUAUUAUUGGCCAUUUUUUCUUACAUUGGAUUGAACCUAGCCUGUAUUCAUAUGUAUAUGUGUACUUCUUUUAUUU